Messenger RNA from Fusarium oxysporum Fo47, 1140 nucleotides. Its product is annotated as ClpP/crotonase-like domain-containing protein. The record is from RefSeq and is a predicted model, not a curated record. Gene Ontology annotation, molecular function: delta(3,5)-delta(2,4)-dienoyl-CoA isomerase activity. NCBI's taxonomy places the organism in Eukaryota, Fungi, Ascomycota, Sordariomycetes, Hypocreales, Nectriaceae. The transcript has 2 exons. Gene Ontology annotation, cellular component: mitochondrion. Bases 126 to 983 code for a protein of 285 amino acids.
GAUCAAGCUACCCCAUGGGACAGUUUAGCCCGAGAUUCUUUCAUCCCUUAUAAGUACUCUUCUUACAAUACCAUUCAUAUUCUUCUCUUUUCAACGUAAUCGCAAUUGAGUUAAAAGCCCACACAAUGUCUUCCACCACACCUCUCCCCGCUUACACAUCUUACAAAAACAUAAUUGUCAGCUCACCAAACCCUUUCGUCGCUCAUGUCGAGAUAAACCGACCCCAGAAGCUCAACGCCUUCACUCAAGAACUAUGGCUUGAGUUUGGACGUGUCUUCAAGCAGCUCAGCGGUGAUGAAGACGUCCGUGCAGUUGUAGUCAGCGGCGCUGGCGAUCGAGCCUUUACCGCAGGCUUGGACGUGCAGUCUGCGUCUAGUGAUGGAAUCCUCUUUGGUUCUCAGGCGGAUAUCGCCAAAAAGGCAAAGGUAGUGAGAAACCACAUUGAGGAGUUUCAGGACUCGAUUGGUGCUAUGGAGAAGUGCGAGAAACCUGUCAUUUGCGUGCUUCAUGGUGUUUCUAUUGGCCUUGCUAUUGAUAUCGCCUGCUGCGCUGACAUCCGCAUCUGCGCCUCCAACACACGCUUCGCUGUCAAGGAAGUUGACAUUGGCAUGGCCGCUGAUAUCGGAACCCUGGCACGUCUGCCCAAGCUCGUUGGCUCAACAUCAUGGGUUAAGGACGUUUGUCUCACGGCCCGAGACUUCUCAGCACAGGAAGCAUUGUCAGUAGGAUUUGUGAGCCAGGUUCACGAGGGCAAACAGGCGGCUGUGCAGGCUGCUGUGGCUCUGGCAACCACACUUGCUGACAAGAGCCCUGUUGCUGUACAGGGAACGAAGGAGCUGCUCAACCACGGCAGGGAUCAUACUGUUGCUGAGAGCUUGAGGUAUACGCAAGUAUGGAAUGCAGCGGCUGUGCAAGGCAAGGACUUUUCGUUGGCGUUGAUGAGUGGAUUGAAGAAGACGAAGCCGAGGUUUGAGAAGUUGUAGUUUAGGAGUUUGAGAGGACCAUAGACGCACGUCGUUCGGGUAUGAAAUUGUGUAUAUAGUUCAGUUAUUGCAUAUGCUUGAAGCUUACUCGGAGCCGGAUUCUUCUUCGGGAGGAAGGUUUUCUUUGAGUCGCUGGGAAUGUGUCAAUCAAACAAAG